AUGGUGGCCAUAUCCAAACCUCCAUUUGAAUUGCUCUUUGUAAAACCCUGCAAAGAAAGCAACAACAACAACAAUAACAAAAACCAAUUAAAACUCUCAACUAUUCCCAUAAUUGACCUUUCGAAACCGGAAUCAAAACCCCUCUUAGUUAAAGCUUGUCAAGAUUUUGGAUUCUUUAAAGUUGUCAAUCAUGGUGUUCCAAUGAAGUUCAUUAAUAAACUCGAAUCAGAAGCCAUUAAAUUCUUCAAUUCUCCUCUUUCUAUCAAACAAAAAGCCGGGCCACCUAACCCAUUUGGAUAUGGAAACAGGCUUCUUGGUCAAAAUGGCGAUUCGGGUUGGGUUGAAUAUCUUCUUCUUAAUGCAAAACCGGAUCAAAACAACCCCACAUUACCCAUUUUCGACGCAAAACCAGAAAUAUUUCAAUGUGUGGUGAAUGAUUAUGUGACAGCAGUAAAGAAAAUGACUUGUGAUAUUCUUGAAUUAUUGGCAGAUGAUUUGAAAUUAGAGCCAAGAAAUGUGUUUAGUAAGAUGUUAAUGGAUGAACAGAGUGAUUCUGUUUUCCGGGUCAAUUACUAUCCACCAUGCCCAGAGCUUCAAGAACCCGAAAAGCUAGGAAAAAAGUUGAUUGGAUUUGGAGAACACACUGACCCACAAAUCAUUUCUGUUUUGAGAUCUAACAACACUUCUGGUCUAGAAAUCUUGUUGAAAAAUGGGACUUGGAUGUCUGUUCCUCCUGAUUCUAACUCAUUCUUUGUCAAUGUUGGUGAUUCUUUGCAGGUAAUGACAAAUGGGAGGUUCAAGAGUGUGAAACAUAGAGUAGUGGCAAGUAGCUCGAAAAGCAGGUUGUCAAUGAUCUAUUUUGGAGGACCACCAUUGAGUGAGAAAAUAGCACCAUUGCCAUCACUCCUGGAAAGUGAGGAAGCCAGCUUGUACAAAGAGUUCACUUGGUUUGAAUACAAAAAAUCCGCAUUAAAUUCUAGAUUGUCUGAUAACAGACUCGGUCUUUUUGAAAAAAACCGCGUCUUAAGUUAAUUAAAGGCGUCGAGUUUGAUUGUAGCAUUUCUG
Erigeron canadensis is the source of this 1065-nucleotide messenger RNA. RefSeq names its product gibberellin 2-beta-dioxygenase 1-like. NCBI's taxonomy places the organism in Eukaryota, Viridiplantae, Streptophyta, Magnoliopsida, Asterales, Asteraceae. Bases 1 to 1032 code for a protein of 343 amino acids. The record is from RefSeq and is a predicted model, not a curated record. Gene Ontology annotation, biological process: response to light stimulus; gibberellin catabolic process. The transcript is spliced from 3 exons.